Messenger RNA from Oryza brachyantha (malo sina), 2532 nucleotides. Its product is annotated as cysteine-rich receptor-like protein kinase 6. The record is from RefSeq and is a predicted model, not a curated record. The transcript has 7 exons. Gene Ontology annotation, molecular function: protein kinase activity; ATP binding. Bases 97 to 2172 code for a protein of 691 amino acids. Lineage: Eukaryota; Viridiplantae; Streptophyta; Magnoliopsida; Poales; Poaceae. Gene Ontology annotation, biological process: protein phosphorylation.
CCACUCAAACACUCCGGACGCACUUGACACUCGAUUACCGAGGUUGCGAACCACCCGUGAGGGCCGUGACAGCCUACCAUUACCAUUGCCGCCAAAAUGCCCGCGGGGCACCGCCCCCCUUCCUACCUCGCCGGCGGCGUCACCGCCGCAACCUUCCUCCUCGCCGUCCUCCACACGCCGCUCACCGCUGGUGACGACGAACCUCCACCAUGGUACCUGUGCGCGCCCUAUCCUCCCAGCGGCAACUACCAGGCGAACAGCACGUACCAGGCCAACAUCGAUUUCCUCUCCACCACCCUCCCCAAGAACACCUCGUCGUCUCCGGACAUGUACACCACCGACACCGUCGGGGACGUCCCCGACAUGGUGUACGGCUCCGCCCUCUGCCGCGGCGACGCCAACGCCUCCGCCUGCGGGAGCUGCGUCGCGGCCGCCUUCCGCGACGCGCCGCGGGUGUGCCCGCUCGUCAAGGACGUCCUCAUCUUCUACGAGCUCUGCCAGCUCCGCUACUCCAACCGCAACUUCUUCCUCGACGACGACUACUUCGUCACCACCUACACCCUCCGGCGCUCUCGGCUUGUCAGCGCGCCGUCGGCGGCGGGGUUCGACGCGGCCGUCCGCCUGCUCGUCAACGCCACCGCGGACUACGCGGCGGAGAACUCGUCGAGGCGGUACGGCACGGGAGAGGAGGAGGGCCUCGACAAGAGCAACCGCCCCAAGAUGUACGCCCUGGCUCAGUGCACACCGGACAAGACGGCGGACGUCUGCCGGACCUGCCUUGCGACGAUAAUCGGACAGCUGCUGAAGGUUUUCAGUGGGAGCACGGGAGGGGGGAUGUUCGGGGUAUGGUGCAACUUCCGGUACGAAGUGUUCCCUUUCUUCUCCGGCCACCCGCUGCUGCAGCUUCCGGCGUUCGUGGAGACGCCGCCGCCUGCGCCAUCGGCGACCAGAGGAGGAGAGAAAAAGAGAACUAGGAUUGGUACAGUUCUAGCCAUUAUUAUGCCUACAAUCGCUGCAAUACUGCUCAUCGUCCUAGCAUGGUUUGCUUGUUCGAGGAGGAGACGACCAGAAGAACAGACGUUUCUGUCCUAUUCAAUUACUUCAGAUGAUAUUCAAAAUUUUGAUUCGCUUCUGCUUGAUCUACCAACACUACGUAUUGCUACAGAUGAUUUUGCUGAAACCAAAAUGAUCGGCAAAGGAGGAUUCGGUAUGGUUUACAAGGGAGUCCUACCUGAAGGUCAAGAAAUUGCUGUGAAAAGGCUUUGCCGGAGUUCUACACAAGGAAUAGAAGAGCUUAAAAGUGAGCUAGUUCUGGUUGCUAGGCUUUACCAAAAGAAUCUUGUAAGACUUAUUGGUGUUUGCUUGGAUGAGCAUGAGAAAAUACUUGUCUACGAAUAUAUGCCAAAUAGAAGCCUUGAUAUCACUCUUUUCGAUACAGACAAGAACAGGGAGCUUGAUUGGGGGAAAAGAUUCAAGAUUAUAAAUGGAAUUGCUCGAGGGUUACAAUACCUUCAUGAAGAUUCUCAAUUGAAGAUAGUUCACCGGGACCUCAAAGCAAGCAACAUCCUAUUAGACUUUGAUUACAAUCCUAAGAUUUCUGAUUUUGGCUUAGCAAAGAUAUUUGGUGGUGAUCAAUCGGAAGAUAUCACUCAUCGAAUUGCCGGAACAUAUGGAUACAUGGCACCAGAAUAUGCCAUGCGUGGCCAUUAUUCAAUCAAGUCGGAUGUAUUUAGUUUCGGAGUUUUGGUAUUAGAGAUCGUCACUGGAAGAAGAAACAAUGGUUCAUAUGAUAGUGGGCAAGAUGCUGAUCUAUUAAACCUUGUGUGGGAGCACUGGACCAGAGGAAAUGUUGUAGAGCUGAUUGAUCCAUCCUUAGGCAACCAUCCUCCGAUCGACCAGAUUCUGAAGUGCAUCCACAUCGGUCUGCUGUGUGUCCAGAAAAAACCUGCAAAAAGGCCGGCGAUUUCGUCAGUAAACAUCAUGCUUAGCAGUAACACUGUGCGUCUCCCUUCUCUGUCCAGGCCAGCCUUCUGCAUUCAAGAGGCUAGUGCCACUGACAGUUCAAAUGGGUAUUUGGAACGCUACGCAAGGACAAGACAUUCCGGGUACGCUGAUAAUUCAACAGCGGUGUCUUCAAAUGAUGUGUCAAUCACAGAACUUUGGCCGAGAUGAAUCCUGAAGUCCUAGUUCAGUAGUCGAACCAGUUGUGUAUAGUAACUACACUUAUGGAUAUUAGAUUGAUGCAUGGGGAGGGCCUAUUGCAUAACAUCAGUAUAUUUGUGAAUUGUGCAUUGAGUCUGUAAUUAAAAUUACUAAAAUGGUAUGCUUACAAAUUAAAACUAGCCAGAAUGGAUAGUAAAAGUCAAGGGUGACAUAUGGUAUCAUGUAUGGCAUGAUGAAUUGACACGGUUGUCAAUUAUGCUGUUAAACAUAAGAAAGUGAUGUGGAAAGCUCUGCCUUUUUCUACUGAACAAUUCAAUAUAUGUAAAAGGUUGUUUAAUUUCAAGAUAUGUAACAACUGAUAAAGCUGUG